AAGUCAAGGACAUACAUUUUUUAUAACAUAACAAAAAUAAUCGAAAAAGGAAAGUGGAAACUACACAUAUUUAUUGACUGAAGUGUAUAAAAAAUUAAUAGCAUAUCUUAUCCACAGUUAUCAUCUUAAUGAAUAUUGCGCAAACGGAAAACGGACCACUCACAGACGUUGAAAUAUACUUACACUUAGUUUGUGGUUAAAUUAAUCUAUAAAGAUAUCUGUCCACUUCCAAUUUUACUUCAGAAAUACAAAGAUAUUUCGAUAUAUCUAUAAAUUAUUUAAUAUGUCUACAAAACAUUUAACAGUUGGUUCUGUAGAGCCUCCAAGAACAGAGGGCCUUCUCAGGUUCUAUUCCAUGAAAUUCUGUCCUUUUGCCCAACGAGCUGCAUUAGUCCUGAAAGCGAAAAACAUUCCUCAUGAUGUUGUAUAUAUUAAUUUAUUCAAAAAACCAGAGUGGUACAGCAAAAUCAAUGAAAAAACAUUAGUACCAGCCAUUCUUGAUGGUGAUAAAAUAGUUGUAGAAAGCCUGGAUAUUGCUGAUUAUCUAGAUGAAAAGUACCCUGAAAACCCACUCUAUCCUGAAGAUCCUGCAGCCAAGCAGCAGGUUAAGGAUAUUAUUAACAAGGCAGGUGGUCCACAAGGGGUUUUUAUAAAAAUCGUAUUAGGAAAAGAAGAACAUUCAGCAGAAGAAUGGGCUAAAUUGUUGCUUGAAGCUCUUCAGCCUUUGGAAGAAGAACUUUCGCAGAGGGGAACACCUUUCUUUGGUGGAGAUAAACCUGGAAUGGCUGAUUACAUGAUUUGGCCAUGGGCAGAGAGAGCAGGAUGUAUAGGAAUUAAAUUACAACAGAAACUUCCUUUGAAAGACUCAGACAUCCCACUUUUAAGGAAAUGGAGAAAAGAUAUGAUGAAUGAACCAGUUUGCAAAGAGUUAUAUAUUAGUGGUGAGAGGUUUUGGAAGAUCACAAAAGCAAAAGUGGCUGGAGAGGAACCAGCUUAUGAUGAAAUAUGAGAUAGAUACUUAAAUCAAUAGAAGUCAUAUUAAUUCCAUGCAAAAUUUGUCAGAUGAAAUGAUAAAAUAUACCGUUACUCUGAUGUUUUAUAUCAUAAGCUUCCGUAAUUCACUUAUUGUUGCCUACACCCUGUACUAAACCUGAAGACAAUAAAUAUUACAGCUUUUUGAUGA
Messenger RNA from Diabrotica virgifera virgifera (western corn rootworm), 1183 nucleotides. Its product is annotated as pyrimidodiazepine synthase-like. The record is from RefSeq and is a predicted model, not a curated record. Gene Ontology annotation, molecular function: glutathione dehydrogenase (ascorbate) activity; glutathione transferase activity. Lineage: Eukaryota; Metazoa; Arthropoda; Insecta; Coleoptera; Chrysomelidae. Gene Ontology annotation, cellular component: cytoplasm. Gene Ontology annotation, biological process: glutathione metabolic process. The transcript is spliced from 4 exons. Bases 284 to 1009 code for a protein of 241 amino acids.